AACUCGCCACUGGUUAGAUGAUGGAGCGGCGCUUGCAGGCGGCAGCAGCAGAAGCAUCUCGUUAACACACCUCAAUGAAAGCGGCAGUGGAAACGGAUGGGGAUAAAGACGUAAGCAGGCUAACUAUAGCUGCUGUGUAGCGAGAUGGGAUGUAACCUGCUCAGAUCAAGGCUGCGAGGUGCGUAAUCCCCAGGGUUAGCCUAUUGUGGAGAGGAGAUCGCAGUCAGCAUUGCCACAGGUGACUUGGUUUCCUGCUUACAGUUGCUUUGAGAUCCAGGCUAUUUUUAAAAAUUCUUAUUUUAAAAACCUCCACCUCCUCCCCUUGAUACCAUCUGUAGAAGGAAGAUUAACAAUAAAAAUACUAUUACGAUUAUUAAUAAAAAUUGAAAAGUGACUUCCCAUCACCUCUGCUCCCCUUACUCCGAGAGAGACAAGAGACAUGGUUUACCCCUUACUCCUUUGCUUCCUGCUUGCUCAGCUGGGAUUGGGAGCAGCCGGAUCCAGCCGUGACCCACCAGGGCGCCUGGAGCCCCAUCGAGAAAGGACCCUUAGAGGGAAGCAGCAUGGCCAUCAGUCCGCCCGAGCCUCAGACACUUCGACUCUCUGGAGCGGGUCCAUCGACAGCACCAUCUUGGCGCAGAAACUCUCCGAGGAGGUGCCCACGGAUGUGGCCUCUUACCUCUACACUGGGGACUCCCAUGAACUGAAGCGAACCAAUUGCUCCGGCCGCUUGGAGCUGGCAGCAGGCCUGCCGGGGAAGUCCCCCGCCAUGGUCAGCCUGCACCCCUCCUUGCACGGGGCGAUGGACACGCUUAUCUACGCCACCAACUUCCUCAACAUGAUCAAUAAGUCACUAGAACAGAACUUGCAGGAGGACCUGGAGUGGUACCAAGCGCUGAUCCGGAGCAUCUUUGACGAUGAGCCCAGCAUCUCACGGGCAGCCAUUACCUUCAGCCCCGAGUCACUGUCCUCUCCAGCCCCCCAGAUUCUCCUUCAGGCCACUCGGGGGGAGAGUCGAAUCCUCCUCCAGAACCUGUCCUCCUCUGCUCACCAUUUGGCCAACUCCACCCUGGAGACCGAAUGGUUUCACGGCCUGAGGCGCAAAUGGAGGCCCCAUUUACACCGCCGAGGUUCCAACCUGGGGAUCCGGGGUCUGGGCCACAGCUGGAGGUUCCGGGACAGUUCAUGGGGGGAAAAGAACCAGGUCAGAUGGUCUCUGCCGUACCUGGAGUGCGAGAACGGGAGUUACAAACCUGGCUGGUUGGUCACUCUCUCCGCAGCUUUCCACCGGUUCCAGCCUAACGUGGUUCCCGAAUUCAGAGGUGUCAUGAAAAUUGACGUAAGUCUUCAGAAGGUGGACAUUGACCAGUGUUCAAGUGAUGGCUGGUUUUCAGGAACUCAUAAAUGCCAUUUGAACAGUUCAGAGUGCAUACCAAUUAAAGGCCUUGGAUUUGUGCUUGGAGCCUAUAAGUGCAAUUGCAAAGCAGGAUUCUAUCAUCCCCGUGUCUUUUCAGUGAACAGCUUUCAGAAUCAUCAUUUUCCUGGGGAUGAGAAGCUGGAGGAAGUCCACAUCUGCUUGCCAUGCAGGGAAGGCUGCUCCUUUUGUGCUGAUGACAGACCUUGCUCUGCCCAAGAGGACAAGUAUUUACGGCUGGCCAUUCUCUCCUUCCAAAUCCUGUGUAUGCUGCUUGAUUUCAUUAGCAUGUUGGUUGUCUACCACUUUCGCAAAGCAAAGAGCAUCAGAGCAUCGGGACUGAUCCUUUUGGAAACAAUUCUUUUUGGGUCUCUGCUACUGUACUUUCCAGUUAUCAUUUUAUAUUUUGAGCACAGGCACAUUUCGCUCGCACUCCUCUAAGAUGGGUUCGCUCUUCUGGGCUUUGCUACUGUUUAUGGAACUGUGACUCUCAAGCUUCACAGGGUUUUGAAGGUUUUCCUUUCACGAACAGCUCAGCGUAUCCCCUAUAUGACCGGUGGUCGAGUCAUGAGGAUGCUGGCAGUAAUUCUCCUGAUAGUAUUUUGGUUUCUCAUUGGUUGGACUUCAGCUGUCUGUCAAAAUUUGGAGAGGCACAUCUCACUCAUUGGACAGGGGCGAACAUCAGACCACCUCAUCUUUAACAUGUGCCUCAUAGACCGCUGGGAUUACAUGACAGCAAUUGCUGAAUUUUUAUUCCUCUUGUGGGGUGUUUAUCUCUGCUAUGCAGUUCGGACAGUCCCAUCAGCAUUUCAUGAGCCACGUUAUAUGGCUGUUGCAGUUCACAAUGAGCUCAUUAUCUCGGCUAUAUUCCAUACAAUUAGAUUUGUUCUUGCUUCAAAACUUCAGUCCGACUGGAUGCUGAUGCUAUUUUUUGCACAUACCCAUUUGACUGUGACAGUCACCAUUGGGUUACUUUUGAUUCCAAAGUUUUCACAUUCAAGCAAUAAUCCAAGAGAUGAUAUAGCAACAGAAGCAUAUGAAGAUGAGCUUGACAUGGGCCGGUCAGGAUCCUACUUGAAUAGUAGUAUCAAUUCAGCCUGGAGUGAGCACAGCUUGGACCCUGAAGAUAUCCGGGAUGAACUAAAGAAACUCUAUGCCCAGCUGGAAAUCUACAAGAGGAAGAAAAUGAUUACAAAUAAUCCACACCUCCAGAAAAAGCGGUGCUCAAAAAAGGGCCUUGGCCGUUCCAUCAUGAGGCGCAUCACUGAGAUCCCAGAAACAGUUAGCAGACAGUGCUCUAAGGAGGAUAAGGAGGUCAUGGACCACAAUGCAACCAAAAAUGCCAUCAUUGUGAGGAAAAACCCUCAAGAGUCCUCCAGUGCCACUGUGAAGGCCAAGGAAGAGUCUCUGAAAAACCGUGUCUUCUCCUUAAAGAAGUCCCACAGCACUUAUGAUCAUGUUAGAGACCAGUCAGAAGAGUCCAAUAGCAUACCAACAGAAAAUGAAGAAGUAGAGACCACAGAGAACUCUCUGCUGGACUCCCUUCCAGGUAAAAAAAUCAACAAGCGGAUUACAGAAAAUAUAGAGGCUUCAUCCACGGAGUCAGUCCCAUUGGUGUGUAAGUCAGCAAGUGCUCACAACCUCAGUUCAGAGAAGAAGCCUGGAAAUCCAAGAACAUCUGUGUUACAAAAGUCCCUCAGUGUUAUAGCAAGUGCCAAGGAGAAGACUCUUAGUUUGACUGGGAAAACAUCAGUUCAAGGCCUGGAAGAAAAUGACAGAUCCCCCAAACCACCACUCAAAGGCAAAGAGUUCAACCGAAAACAUUCCAACCCUGAUAAAAUAGAGACUAAAGAUUCUGCCUGGAAAAAUUCCACUCAUUCUGAAGAGCCAAGGAAACCCCCCAAAUCUGGAAUUAUGAAACAACACCGGGUGAGUGCACCCACUACCAAUUCUGAAACAGGCCCAGGCUUGUUAAAGGAUAACUUUGACAUUGGGGAAGUGUGUCCUUGGGAGCUUUAUGACUUGACACCAGGUCCUGUGCCUUCAGAAUCAAAAGUUCAGAAACAUGUGUCUAUUGCAGCUUCUGAAAUGGAGAAAAACACACCUCCCCACCCAAAGGAGAAAUCUCAGCACAAGCCUAAGCCCAAUGAAGGCUAUCAGCCAUCCAAUCAGAAAAGCAUUGACAAGGCUGAGGUGUGCCCUUGGGAGAGCCCAGAACAGUAUGUGUUUGAAGAGGAAAAACAGCAUUUGAAUGCUAAGACUCAGGUUCUCCCUGGGGGUGGGAAAGGAGAGAAUGGCAGUCAACAUCCUUCAACCAAGCUUUGUGUAGGUCAAUAUGAUGAACUGCCCUCCAAAGUUGUAGCAUCAAAAGCAGAGAAAGAAAAUACCAACCAAAUAGGAGACCAGAAAAAAAUGCCAUCUUCCUCUGAGGGAAAUGUGCUUUCAUCUGCCUCUUUUAACUCAAGUAAUAACUUUCAGCAGCCUUUAACAUCCCGAGCUGAGGUGUGUCCCUGGGAGUAUGAGACCCCAGGCUUACCAAAUGCCGAGAGAAGCGUAGCCUUGUUGGCCUCUUCUGCUUUAAGUGCAAAUAAAACACCAACAGCCCGCAAAUAAGAGGUUUGGGACACUUUUAUAGUGUAGAAUGCCCAUAAAGGAAUGUUGUGCAAAAGGAAAAGAGAAAGGAAGAAACCCUGAUAUCAACAUCCAAAAAAGAUUAGGAGGGUCUGAGAAUUCCCAAGGAGCACUUGUUCAUCAAGGAGGGACAAUGGAAAACCAUAAGGUUGCAACAAGGGUAGACGAGUUUGGAGUUGGAGAUCUGAAAGAUACCUUGGGAACAAAUAGCAGAGUGACAACUUUCCCACUUCUCUCUACGCCCCCCCCCCGCCCCGAAAAAGUAAUUUAUUUAAUAAUAUAGAGAAAAGUUGCAAAUAUGAGACGUCCCAAAAGUCUUAGUGGUUUUAACACUAAGAUUUUGGGGGAUACUAUGUAUUUAAAGGAAAUGUUUGUUACCCUUCCCCAUCACCCAUUGAAAUUUAGCUUUGAAGAAACAAAUGGAGGGAAUUCUAAAUUAUACAGAAAGAGUUUGGAAAAAAAAAUGAAGAAAUGAAGAAAAGUUGUAUCCUUGAGCAGCUGACUGAAAUGAACUUUUCACUUUACUCAUUUAACCUUGAUAGCACUGCUAACUUAAUGCAUCCCAAAAAUACAUUUUAUAUUACUGAUUGCUGUCAUUUUCUUAUAAAUGUAUGUUUCAGUACAUUGUUGUGUCUCAUAUUCAAGCAUUCCAGAUUGUAUAAUUUUUGCAAAUAACUUUGAUAUUAUGUGACACAACAACACAUUUAUGCAAUCUUCAGAUAUUCAAUUGUUAUUGCAACUUGCAACAUACCUGCUAUCUACAACUUUGGUUCAUUUCUAGAAGUUCAGUAAGCUUUCCCUGGCUUGGGAGGCCAUAAUUUGGUAUGAGAAAAUUCUUUGGUUUUGGCUGUGAUUUAUCUUGUGAAUUUUAGUUUGACUCUAUUAUUUCACCUCAUAGUUUGAUAUGGUAUUAUUCAAGGUUUUUAUGCAAGAAAAGUUACCUGUUUUGCACUUCUAUGUUAGCACUCAGAAGCUCUAUUGAUAUUGGAGAUCAAGUGGUCCUACUUAGCUGUGUAUUUCAAUGAGUUAAGGACAACUUAUCCAUUGUUUGUCACAAGCCAGACAUUAAACCAGUUGUUCUGGUUAAUCCUCAAUCACUAUUAUUUUUCUCAGUAUUUCAUACUUAGCAUCCCUAUACAAAGGAAGAGCUAAGGAUGAGGAAAAUAUGCUUUAAAUUAUUUUUUUGAAAGAGAAGAGUCUAAGGAAUGAUAUUAUUCUAGUUAUAGCUAUUCUAUACAACCAGAAAAUCAGCCUUUUCAGAGGAAAGACAUCGGGAGGUAUUCCCUGAGAGCGCUUUCAAGGGAUUAUUUUUUUAAAGAACUGCUAAGAAAAAUUGGGUUCGCAUCUAGAUCAUUUAAUGAAUAUUUUCUAAUUAUGCAUAUUGAAUGUAAAGUCAAUUCCUCUACCUUAUUUACUUAGACUCCCUCAUUUGUUCAGGUAGGAACAUCACUUUUUUUUUUUUUUUUUUAGUGAGGUAAUUGGGGUUAAGUGACUUGCCCAGGGUCACACAGCUAGUAAGUGUUAAGUGUCUGAGGCCGGAUUUGAACUCAGGUACUCCUGACUCCAGGGCCGGUGCUCUAUCCACUGUGCCACCUAGCUGCCCCAGGAACAUCACUUUUUCAGUUCAAUCUUAGGUUCAGAACCCUACUUUAAUUUCUACAAGGUGAGGUUGGUCCUUCAUUCUCUUAAACACUGAGGAAGUUCCCUACCUUAUGACUUCCCAUUGUAAUAUGUCUGUACUGGAGCUAAAAAUAAAAAGCCCUGCCUCAAGACAAAACAUUCCACUGGCAUGUUUUCUAAAAGUCAUUCUUUUCUAAUGGCCAUAGGAUUGGGGAGUGCUGAAAACACUAGGCUGCUAAGCUCCAGGAGGCGGCUAAGCAAGUCAAAUAGUUGCCUAGGGUGUAACAUGUAUGGAAGGGCAAAAAGGGAUAUUAUAAUAUUAUUUUUAUGAAUGCACAUAUUUCAAUGCCAGAAAAUUGAUCUCUAGGAUAUGUAGAGGUUUAUUUUAUGAUAAAGUCCCAUGUGUUAUACUGAAGGCUCAAAGUUACUUUGAGAUGGCAAUAGUGUCUAGCACAUAAUAAGUAAAUGCUUGUUGGCUGAUUGAAUGACUAACACCAAGCGACAGGCCAGCUAUAAUCCUCAAACCUUGUCUUGAGUACGCAGUUGCUUUGUCUGGGCUCUGGUCUGAUUUCUGGCUGCCAGGAUGACCUUGGUAGCUUCCCAUAUAGGUUUAGCGUUAUUUUAUUACAAAAAAAAAUAAAACUUGAAAAUGUAUUUUAAUUUAAUUAAAAUUUAACAGAUAUCACCUUGUCUGUUCCAAACAUAGUAGUAUGUCAAGUGCCUACUCUGCCCUUUUCAUUUCUAACUCAAAUGAUUGGGUUUCAUUUAGCCAGGGAAUGUGGACAAAAUUGAAGACGAAGAAAGGAACAAAGGAAUUUCAAACAGGAAACAGGAUGCCCUUGGAGAAGCCUAUCCCUAAAGGGAUGGCACAGGAGCCACGUGUUCUCUUCCUUUCCCAUUAAAAUCUCCCCAGCUCUUUCGUUCAGGAAUAAGUCUCAAGUAGGGACCUCUCUACUACCCUACACACUAUCCAUGUGCCCUGUAUGAUGAUUUGUCUGCUUAUUGCUUUACUCAGGUUGGUAAGCCAAGAUCAAGUGGAAUUUAAGAGAAUCUAUUUUUUUUCUCCAUAGCACGGUCCCUUCCCCCACACUAUAUCACUCAAGAUAUGCCCUUGUGAGGAUCUUGAAAGUACUAUUUUUUAAAAGUUACAUUUGUUCCCUAGGCUAGUGGGGUUUGAGCCCAAUGAGUCAUUUCUCAUAUGCCUCAGUUUUAUUACAACUUAUCUUCCAAAAAGUAAGAAGUCAAGCAUCAUUGAUCUGUCUAGAGACAUGCUAAAUUAGACCUAUGUGAUAUUCUCUGACCCACAGUUGUUCUCCAACAGUGUAAUGUUCAGCCAAGAGAAUUAGAAUUUAGAAUUGUUAAAGCAUUUACUAUCAGAAUCAAUCAAAACAAGAAGUCAACAAACACCAAGGUUACAAACAUUUGUUAGGUUGUCCUUCUGUGCAUGUAUGGGCUGCAUCAUCACUCCUUUGUUUCUAAUCCAGGUUUAUGAGUAAAUAGAUUUAUGCCAACCUUAAUAGACUUGUAUGUUUUAUGCAAGAAUUAAAUGCUUUAAGACAUGAAUAAAUUACUCAACCCAUCGUACGCUUUGAUGGCCAUAUGGAUUGGAAAAUCGACAACACUUUUGUAUUUGCUCCUUAGGUUUCUGCAUGCGAGCAAUGACAGGUAGGACUGAAAACACUGCCGUUUGACUUCUAGCAUCAUAGCUACUGAGAGUUGUAGAGUCAAUAUCACUGUAAGUCUAUUCACUUUAUUCUGUGGUUCUAAAACUAUUAUCUGGCAACCUACAGCAUCCAACAGGAAAUAUUUGGUAGAUUUAUGUUGUGAUGUGUUGCAGCAUGUAAAUAAUAUAACUUCUCUGCAAUAAAGCACAUUUAUAUUAA
Molecule: messenger RNA, 7548 nt
Organism: Dromiciops gliroides (monito del monte)
Lineage: Eukaryota; Metazoa; Chordata; Mammalia; Microbiotheria; Microbiotheriidae
Gene: GPR158
Product: G protein-coupled receptor 158
Biological process (GO): G protein-coupled receptor signaling pathway
Cellular component (GO): membrane
Molecular function (GO): G protein-coupled receptor activity
Source: RefSeq, a predicted model, not a curated record